AUGGACCCUUCAAUAUUCUUCCUUUCCUUCCUUCCAGAUGAUUAUGAUCCGCAUCCUUGGUGGCUGCUUGACCUAGGUAGUAAUCACAACUUGAGUAGAAUCAACGUCACUCUCCGAAAGGAUCUCGGGGGUGUUCGUUUCAUCGGGGCGAUAGCGCGAGCUGGACUGAGCCCCAACUUCACCGAGAACCUGCCGUGCGGCUCACCGGCUACCAGCGAACAGUGUAAGAAUGGAGCCGUGAUCUCAUUCCUGUGCGAGCCACCGCGGACGGCUAGGUACGUCAGCUUGGACAUCGAUACUUCCAUGCCCGGUGUAGUUGCGACACGGGCAUAUCUGCAACUUGCCGAGGUGACGGUGGAAAACGUCACGUCUGGAGAGGGUGCUGCCCUCCAUGUUUAUGGAAAAAGUACAUCACAGAGCUCAACAUGGGACGCUCACCCUGCUUAUAAGGCUAUCGAUGGAUGGACAUAUACCUACACGCACACUGAUGAUUAUGAUCCCCAUCCUUGGUGGCUGCUUGACCUAGGUACCAAACACUGCUUGGGUAGAAUCAACGUCAUUCUCCGAACGGAUCUCGGUGGUUUUCGUUUCAUCGGGGCGAUAGCCCGAGCUGGACUGAGCCCCAAGUUCGCCGAGAACCUGCCGUGCGGCUCACCAGCUACCAGCCAACAGUCUAGGGAGGGAGCCAGGAUACCGUUCCUGUGUGAGCCACCGCGGCUUGCUAGGUAUGUCAGCUUAGACAUCAAUACUUCCAUGCCCAGUGUAGAUGCAACACGGGCAUAUCUGCAACUUGCCGAGGUGGAGGUGGAAGAGUAUACGUCUGGAGAGUGUGCUGUUUCACAAGGAGUGUGUAGUAACGACAUAGGACCCCCCACCAACGGAGACCACACCAUCACCAACCCGCGUUCACUGUCUUACAAUCUCAUCAACUACACGUUCUUCGGGACUCGUGUAGAUUUCUCCUGCGACCCUGGAUAUACCCUCCAUGGAGCAUCCAGCAUUGAAUGCAUUGAGACUGGCUACAACAACGUCACGUGGAGUGACUCGGUACCAACAUGUGAAGAUUAUGUUUGUAUCAACCCGAAUCCCUGCCAAAAUGGCGGCACGUGUAUUCGAGAGAUCACCGGCGAUUUGUAUAACUGUUCCUGCCCCGCCGGGUUUAGUGGAGGGGAUUGCCAAACCGAUGACCCUUGCAUGCCCAAUCCCUGCCAGAAUGGCGGACAGUGCAUGCCGCAAGGCAACACGCAUGAAUGUACGUGCCAAAAUGGCGCAACGGGCAACAACUGUCAAAACGCUAAUGCAAACACCACGACGAUCAAUAUUGUUGUUGUCAUUGUCGUUGGCGUCGUCUUGAUUGUCGUGCUGGUCAUUGUCGUGGUUUGCUUCGUCAAGAGGUCACGGCGCAGGCGUAGAGGCGGCCGGCCGCCUGCUGUUGAUAGAGGGCGUGGACAGGAGCUCAUUCAAAAGAAAUUGUCGAAUGUUUAUUGGAUUGACACUCAUCAAGCAUCGACAUCGGAGUUCAGUGGACCAGCCAAGGAGUUCCCGCGGGACAAACUGCACAUUCUCGGCCAGUUAGGCAGCGGCUCGUUUGCUGUGGUCUUCAAAGCCGAGGCAGAGGGAAUCAUCCGUAGGGGAACCAAUACGACGGUGGCCGUGAAGAUGUUGAAAGAAUGUGCUACACCCAACGAUCAGAGUGAUUUCAAGAAAGAGUUGCGACUGUAUUCCAUGUUGGACCGACAUCCCAAUGUCCUGUCUAUGCUCGGAUACUGCAAUGAUAAAGACCCGAUGUACAUAAUCCUGGAAUACGUUCCCCAUGGAGACCUGCAGACCUACCUGCGACACAUUCGGACGGGCACCGAACCCUUCUACCUGAAGAAGGAAGAGUUCAAGGAGAAGAAGGACCUGACACCGACGGAGAUCCUGACUUUCGCAUCUCAGGUAGUCAGGGGGAUGGAGUACCUAGCAUCGAAACAGUGCAUCCACAGGGACUUGGCGACCCGUAACAUCCUCCUUGGCCAGGGACUGGUAUGCAAGGUGUCCGACUUUGGACUGGCUCGAGAAGUGGCCGAGAAAAGCCAAUACGAAAUGAAAUCACAGGGCAAGGUACCAGUUCGUUGGAUGGCACCUGAGUCACUGCUUAGUAAUAUAUACACGAGCAAGAGUGACGUAUGGUCAUUUGGUGUUCUUCUGUGGGAACUCGUCACGUUAGGAUCGCAUCCAUACCCCGGCAUGUCAUCGCAGAAGGUCAUCGAUGAAAUAAAGCAUGGCUACCGUCUACCCAAGCCAGAGCACUGUAGCGACGACAUAUACCAGAUAAUGAAGGACUGCUGGCAGGAGAAACCUGAAGACAGGCCGGAUUUCGCUGGUCUUCACACCACCAUAGACGACAUCCUUGCAGACGCAGCGGGCUAUCUCGAGAUGGGAAAUCUUAACACAGACGAUUACGUGUACCUGAAACCUGGCCAAGGUUCGAAGAGCACCACUCACUCGCUCACCUGUUCGCCCACAGGCAGCAUCGAGUCAGGCUGA
Molecule: messenger RNA, 2529 nt
Organism: Patiria miniata (bat star)
Lineage: Eukaryota; Metazoa; Echinodermata; Asteroidea; Valvatida; Asterinidae
Product: muscle, skeletal receptor tyrosine protein kinase-like
Exons: 17
Coding region: 1-2529 (842 amino acids)
Biological process (GO): multicellular organism development; cell surface receptor protein tyrosine kinase signaling pathway; positive regulation of kinase activity
Cellular component (GO): signaling receptor complex
Molecular function (GO): transmembrane receptor protein tyrosine kinase activity; ATP binding
Source: RefSeq, a predicted model, not a curated record